This is a messenger RNA of Lycium ferocissimum, 1317 nucleotides long. RefSeq lists its product as uncharacterized. The record is from RefSeq and is a predicted model, not a curated record. Bases 437 to 1120 code for a protein of 227 amino acids. The transcript has 3 exons. NCBI's taxonomy places the organism in Eukaryota, Viridiplantae, Streptophyta, Magnoliopsida, Solanales, Solanaceae.
CAAAUGUCAUAGCAUUUGCUACUUCCAAUUCUAAAAAGGACAACCUCUUCAUCAGUUUACGGUCUUUUUGUUGGUUUGCUUUAUCACCUUUAUCGACACAUUAUAAUUAUUCUAUGUCCCUAUAUUCACCAUCAACACAAUAAAAAAGCAAACCAAGAAAAUUAAAAACCAUUCUUUUGACUACAUCCUACUUGUUCUUAUUCUAACUAGACUAGAAAUAGCAAAGCCAUUUUUUUGCUUAUCAUCUUUGUUCCUCUUCUUCUUCUUGAAAUGACUGCUAAAACUUUCAUUCUUUUGUCUGAUAUCUCAGGUUAAUAAAGAGAUUAAUUUAAGGUGACCCUUAUUGUCAUUUCACUUGAGGAGUGAUAAAAUUUCAAUCUUUGUCAAAUAUCAGUUAAAACCCAAAGGCUAUAUGCAACAGUGCUAAUUUUUGGUCAUGGCGCAACAGGAAGAAGGAUGGCCUUUGGGAUUGCAGCCAUUAAAUUUGAGAAUAGGUUUGGGUAAUAGAAGCAGAGAUGGAUCAACUUCAUUCAACACUUCACUUAGUGACUCUCUUACUUCCUCCACAGAUUCUUCCUCAGAUUUGGACACUGAGUCCACAGGGUCUUUUUUCCAUGAUAGGAGCACAACACUUGGAAGUCUUAUUGGUAUUAACAGCAUAAUUAAUCUCUCAAGAAGAUCAACAAGGGGAAUUAGACCAAAUGGUGUAAUGACAGAGGUCCAAAGAAACAACUACAGGUCUAAAACAACAGCAUGGUGUUUCUCUUUGUGUCCAAGAAACAGCACAGAUGCUAAGAAUGUAAUGAUGAUAAGGAACAGUGACAGUAAUGCUCCAUCACUUGGUCAUUUUCUUGCAGUUGAAAGAAGAGCUGCUAAUGAACAUAAUAGAAGAAGCCACCACCAUAGUCCUUUGAUAUAUGGACCUGAUGAAUUUGCUAUGGCAUUGCCUAAUAGAGACCAGAAUUCAUUGUUUGCCAAUGGCCAAAUUGCUCCACCUCAGUUGAGUCCAUGGUCAUCAGGUUCUGAUGAUAUUGAAAAUAGACAGAGGGCCAACAGAGAGUUAGAUCAGGAUGCACAUGGACAAGGUGCUCCACUUUUGUUUCCAUGCAUGUGUGGAUGAUAUCUUAUAGAGUUUGAGGCUUUGGUACAACUUGAGGCUUUGGUACAACUCUGUGUAUUACCUGAUUCUUGUUUCUAAUUUGGUUUUCUUGAUUCGAGGACUAAAGCAGCAUAUUUUUGGACCUCCUUGUGAUUUACUUGAUCGUCAAGGAGAGUUAAUAGCAGUUCUGAUUGAUCACGAUGGUCAACUUCUUUUGA